UCUUUCUAGCAAUAAACAAUUUGGACGGUGGUCACCAUCUUAUUAUUUUAUAGGGGUUUUUUGGUAAACUUUUUGGAGUUCUUAAUAAUUUAUACCAAAAUCUGGGAACCAAUAGAAUUAAUGAAUAUUUUAGGGCGGGAUCUGACAACCCUUUCCUAAACCCUAACGCGAUUGCUUGAAAUCCUAAAACUCUUCUUCAUCACAGACAGAUUAUUUUCUUUAUUUCAUCUCCGUUUCCGGCAACGUCUUUUCACGUCACUGUCAGCAGCUAUAUUGGUGGCGGUGUUGAAAAAUCCGCUGAAAAAGAACUUCUAAACAAAUAGUGGAGAGGAUGAGUGGCAAUAGUCUUAAGAAUGUGUUGGCGGCAGCUGUCAUAACAGGGGUGACUGAAGCUAGGGCAAGGAUCUUUGGACAUGUACUGAACCCAACAGGACAGAGAUCUCCCCACAAGCUUUUACGUAAGAAGCUCAUCGGCGAGAAUGUUUCAAAAUGGUACCCACAUGACAUAAAAUGGGAUGACCCCCUUCUUAUGGCCCGAAAAGAACAAGAGCGCUUAUCCAAGCUUCAAAUGUUGAAGCGGCGUGGUAAGGGACCACCGAAGAAGGGCCAAGGAAAGCGUGCUGCCAAACGUAACAAGUAGAGAUAGUCCCAUCCCUUGCCAUUUGAAUUUGGUUGUAGUUGAUGUUUCAGGAUAUCUUGCUUAAUGUUGCAUAGUCUCCAAAAACAUUUGUAGAAGUUACAAAUCUUGAUUGGAUUGUAGAACUUGGGGAAAGCAAUAGUUCUGUAUGAGCAUCUUAUGACCUUGUGAAAGGCUGUUUGUUGGUCAUGAUGCUUCUUUUUCUUUGACUUUUUUAUCCUGGUGAGUAGCAGUGUAUGGUUCUAUUAGAUUGGUUGAAGGCUUUUAAAGUUAUGUAAUGCUCAAUCUAUUCAUGAUUUUGCCUCCCGUUCUGCAUCUGGAUUGUAUUAACCAACUAUGCUCUUCUGAGUUUUUAACUGACCUUCGUUCUGGGUGAGGGUAAAAAUAA
This is a messenger RNA of Pistacia vera, 1025 nucleotides long. RefSeq names its product 28S ribosomal protein S33, mitochondrial-like. The record is from RefSeq and is a predicted model, not a curated record. The transcript has 2 exons. Gene Ontology annotation, cellular component: mitochondrion. The coding region runs from base 332 to 640 and encodes 102 amino acids. Lineage: Eukaryota; Viridiplantae; Streptophyta; Magnoliopsida; Sapindales; Anacardiaceae.